Messenger RNA from Vanrija pseudolonga, 3879 nucleotides. RefSeq lists its product as uncharacterized. Lineage: Eukaryota; Fungi; Basidiomycota; Tremellomycetes; Trichosporonales; Trichosporonaceae. The record is from RefSeq and is a predicted model, not a curated record. The transcript has a single exon. The coding region runs from base 1 to 3879 and encodes 1292 amino acids.
AUGUCGCGUACCCCCGCUUCUGCUUCCGUCGUCACCCCGCCGCCGCCACAGACGCGCGAGGCCGCCACUACGCGUGCAUCAGAGAAGCUGUCGACCUCGAUCGACGCCGACACUGCGCGUUUCUCCACCUUCUCUGCAGAGUGGGAGCAGACUGUUGGUGAUCUGCCAGACACGGCGCUCUACGACGCGAUCGUUGACGGCAAACCCGACGCGUGGGUCGCGUUUGAGUCUGAGAGCCCCACCUCGGCUGUUUUCCCUGGCAACAACGCGUCGCCCCCGACGACCAACGCGUCAACACGGGCCGUCGUCGCGUCCACGCCGCCUCCCCCACCACCUGUUGUUCAGAAGCAGGCCGUUCCAUCACAACCGUUGCAACGGACCCCGGUGCAUGUCCAAAACACGCCGGUGGCUGUCCCGCUCCCACAGACGCAGAUUCCGUCGGUCAAUUCUGUCCCGUCCGUUGAGAUUCUGGCCCAACAGCCGGAGUCGCGUCCAAACAACGCUACCAGAGAUCCCACGUCCGUCACCAGUACGGCGCGCAACUCUGUGAUUGGAGAGCUCGACCAGGCAUUCCGUCUCGGUGCAGAGCCCAAGUUGCAAGGUCCUCCAGGCAUGAGCGUGGGUGAAACUGCUGCCGUGGCAACCACCACUGUGGCGGCCGCUGGCGCGGUUACAGCCGCGGCUGCUUCUCGUCAGAGCCAGCAACCAAAGCCGACGCGUCCUGCCCUCCGCAACAUCAGUGCUUCUGAAACUGCUCCUGCGACAGAUGGCAAGCAGGACAAGAAGAAGCACCGCCGUUCUCUGUCGCUCUCUUCCCUCUUCUCCCGCAGCAAGCCCAACUUUGAGGAGCUGCCCCCGCCUCCCAAGAUUGAGCCUCAGCAUGUCAAGGCAACGGGGACCGACAAGCCCAAGGCGGAGAAGAUGCCCUCGAAGCGCUUCUCCAUGAAGGACCUCUUCGCCGCGUCCCAGGCGGAUCCCGCGACUGGCAAGAAGGUCCGCCGUUCGCAGAGCAAGCCCGACUUACGCGCCGGCAAGCACUUUGACCACAAGGACGCGCCGCCUGUCCCUGCCAUCCCGGAUGGAGUGUCCAACUAUGUGCCGGACGCGCUCGCGGCCCUGACCAAGAACGCCGGUGCUGCACCUGCCGCGCCUCCGUCUGCGCCCAACACGCGCGCGGACAGAGUCAGCACAAGCGCCACAUCAGAGAAGCCUACCAAGAAGGACAAGCGCCAGAGCCACAGCCGUAGCUCGUCGCUCGGCCUCGGCAAGCGCAUGAGCAUUGGCAACCUCUUCAAGAAGUCGCGCGACCAGGAGGAGAACAUCCCCGCCGUGCCAUCGCUCCCAGAGGCCUGGGCCAGGCCACCCGCGCCUGGCAUGCGCCCUUCGCAGAGCGUUACCGACUUACCCGCGACGCUGUCCAAGCCGAUCCCCGCUCCCUCCCCCCUGGCUGCCAAGCGCUCCACCAUGGCUGUGGCUCCAGGCCCGGGUAUCGCGAGCACCAUGCCUACCGGACCUGUCAAGCCAAUCUCCUCCGCCACGGCGUCUGCCUUGGCCAACCUCCAGAGGCAUCCAAACCCCUUCCCGACGCCGACGAUGCAGAUGCCGACGCCCACAAUCAACAAGCGCGCCACGGUCGGCACCGUUCCGCUCUCGGACGGCACGCGCCAGAGGACCAUGUCCGGCACUGGCAAGCCUUACCCCGUGCAGACCAGGAUCCGCCCUCCCUCGGUAGACGGCUUAUUAAACAAGGCCGCCAUGUCGCCGACGACUGAGAAGCCGCCAGCGAAUGUCGCGCUGCCUGCUGCUGUGGUGCCCGCCGAGAGGCCGCAGACUCCGAUCAAGGGCCCAUUACGCAUCGCCAACCCUUCCAGCCCUUCGUCUGAGGGGAGCCCUGUGACCACUGAGCACGCUUUUGAGCAGACUGUCCCGCCCGCUGUCCAGGUCGCCCCUUCGGUGCCUGUGGCUGCGCCCGCUGCGGAGAAGCCUGUUCUCAAGGUCGAGACGUCUACCCCGGUGACGGAGAAGGCGACGCCGGCAUCGGCAGAGAAGCCUGCUGUGGACCAGAACGCCUGGAUCACGUCUCGCCCUCCCCCAAAGGAUGAGAAGGCCUCGGCCGCGCGUGUGACCGCCGGUAUUGCUGGUGCUGCAGCUGUUGCAGCCGCUACGACGGCUGGCGUUGUCGCUGCGCACAAGACCAACACGGCGCCCUCGGCACCCGCCACUGUUGACGCGAACGAGAACGCGACUGGUUCUCAGCCCGCCUCGACUGGUUCUCAGCCCGCCUCGCCCACCGACGGUGGCCUUGCCCACCUGGCCUUUGCUGCUGCGUUCGACCCUCCCGAGUCUGCUUUCAAGGCGCCCCCGCCCAGCACGAAACGGCUGUCGUCGCGCACAGUUGGCCUCGGCCUCCUGGGCUCGAUCACCAACGUCAAGUCUGACCCCUCGGUCAAGCAGCCCGUGAUCGCCGCGUACACCAAGGAGCAGCUGCUGCAGGAGCAACAGCUGAAGGAAAACGCAAAGCCAGCCGCCACCGUGACCCCAAAGCGAUACACCUCCCCCCUGCCAUCGCCCCUGUCUGAACUACCACCGGUGGCUGAAGCCCCAGUGAGUGAGGAGCCGGCCCUGGAAGUUCCGUCUUCGACCAUCCCCAAGGCGGCCGGAGGACUCGGACGGGUUAACAGGAACAGCUCCAUCCCAGCAGCGCUAGCCGCGACGGCGGCCCGGAGGCGAUCCGAGUCGCCUGCUAGCCCGAGCCUCAUUAGCCCUCCCUUGCCUACCGGGUCGACCAUUGGCUCGCCAGGCAUGGUGGCUGCCGCGACCAUUGCGACUGCCACUGUUGCCACCGCCGCCACUGGCCGCAAGACGUCCCUCCCCGCAUCUGCAUCAUCGUCCUCGCUCGCUUCCUCGCCUUCCAUGCCCAUGGUCGCCGUGGCUCGCGUGUCUCAGGACGACCUGACGACCAUCACGAUGAACAAGACCACGUCCCCAGUUUCCAUCAAGCGCGUCUCCUUACCCACUGUGCCCGGCGGCUGGCCCAUGUCUCCGCCAACCCACGCUGGCUCGGUUGACUCGAAUUCAUCGGCGUUCUUCACUCCUGUGGAGGAACGCAACGACCCGUUCCCCAAUCCGCCGUACGCUCACAGCAACACGUCGUCGGCGUACAUGCAGUCGAGCACGUCGUCGCGUGCCGACUCGCCUCUUGGCUUGGGACUCGACAACCUUACCCAGCAGACCGAGGAGAUUGUCGCCGACUCGACCGAGACGACCCCCCGGGCCGCUACGCACAACGUUCCGCGCCCCGACUCGGGCAUCACGUCGGCCUUUGCUGGGUUCGCCCGCCGCGAAGUUGGAACCGUCCCCCUCGGCGUGAGCGUCAACCGUGGCGCGGGAACUACUGCUGUUCUCCACAACCCUGUUGUUCGCCACUCAACCCCCACUCUGCUCGAGGACGCCGCCAACCGUGUCUCGGUUGGACCUGACCUUGCCCUUUGGGCCGCCGCGACUGGCAAUGAGCACAGCAUCCCCGAGGUCCUGCGCUCGAGCUCGCCCGAGCCGCUCAUUGCCGACGACUCGACCGGCGAGUCGACCAACACGGCUACGCCCGAGAGCGUCUCUUCCCACGGCACCAACACGGAUGACGGCGACGGUAUCCCGUACACGCCGCGAACGCCCGAGUUGAGCACUCUGCCGCACGGCGUGUCACCAGCAACACCCUCCCCUGGUUCCUUUCCCGCUGCCACCGUCACGGUAUCCGAUACCCCCAGCAAGUAUACCGCGUCGCGACGACCCUCGCGUGGGCCGUUCCGCCCCGCACACUACGACAUGAGCACGACCGACGACGACGAGUCCUUUGACACGGCGCACGAGGGUAUCAUGUAG